AUGCCUGUCGCCCAAGAAGCCACUGUGACACCUCAGGGCGCCAUGCCCCGCCUGGGGGCCAUCAAGGAGAAGCAGGGGAUGUCAGACCUUCACACGGCUGUCCACCCCAAGCUUGACAUCAUUGACAUCCGCCGCGCCGCGGUCGAGAUCAACCUCAAGACCGAGGUGCUCUCCUCGUUCCACAAAGAGGAUGGCCCCAGGAAGCUACCCACGCUCCUACUUUACGAUGAGAGGGGCUUGCAGUUGUUUGAGAAAAUCACAUACCUGGACGAGUACUACCUGACCAAUGACGAGAUCGAAGUUCUCAAGUCGGAUGCCGCCGACAUUGCCAAGCACAUCCCGUCAGGGGCCAUGAUCAUUGAGCUCGGAAGCGGCAACCUCCGCAAGGUGAACCUGCUUCUGCAGGCCCUCGAAGGCGCAGCAAAGAACAUCGACUACUACGCAUUGGACCUCUCCCAGCAGGAGCUGGAACGCACGCUUGCGCAGCUCCCCCCCUACAAGCACGUCCGCGCCCAUGGCCUGCUCGGCACCUACGACGACGGCCAGGUCUGGCUCAAGGACCCAGUCAUUGCCUCGCGCCAGAAGUGCAUCAUGAGCCUCGGCUCGAGCGUUGGAAACUUUGACCGAGCCGAUGCCGCCGUCUUUCUCAAGGGCUUCUCUGAUGUCCUGGGCCCCGGCGACACCAUGCUGAUCGGCAUGGAUGCUUGUGAUGACCCGGCUAGGGUUUACCACGCGUACAAUGACAAGGAGGGCGUCACCCACGACUUCGUUCUGAAUGGUCUCCGUCAUGCCAACAGGGUCCUCGGGGAGACCGCCUUCGUCGAGAAAGACUGGCGUGUCAUUGGCGAGUAUGUGUACGACGCUGAUGGCGGUCGGCACCAAGCCUUCUAUGCCCCGGUGCGUGACAUCACCGUCCUGGGCGAGCGGGUUCAACCCCACGAGCGGAUCCAGGUCGAACAGAGCCUCAAGUACUCGGCUGCAGACUCGGAAGAGCUCUGGAAGCUUUCCGGCAUGACCGAGAUUGCCCAAUGGCGGCACCGCAAGGAAUACGGCCUUCACAUGCUGGCCAAACCGAAAAUGGCAUUCAGUCUGAUUCCAUCCGUUUACGCCCGCACGGCACUCCCGUCCCUCGAGGACUGGGAAGGCCUGUGGGCCGCCUGGGACGUCGUCACCUGCGAUAUGCUCCCGCCCGAGGAGUUCCACGGGAAGCCCAUCAAGCUCCGCAACGCCUGCGUCUUCUACCUCGGCCACAUCCCCACCUUCCUCGACAUCCAGCUCACCAAGACCACCGGCACCCCGCCCACCGACCCGGCCCACUACUACGCCAUCUUCGAGCGCGGCAUCGACCCGGACGUCGACAACCCGGAGCUGUGCCACGCCCAUUCGGAGAUCCCCGAGGAGUGGCCGCCCGUCGACGAGAUCCGCGCCUACCAGGCGCGUGUGCGCGCCCGCCUCCAGCGCCUCUACGCCGACGGCAUCGCCGCCAUCCCCCGCCAUGUGGGACGCGCCAUCUGGGUCGGCUUCGAGCAUGAGGCCAUGCACCUCGAGACGCUCCUGUAUAUGAUGCUCCAGAGCGACAGGACCCGCCCGCCUCCCAGCGUGCCCGUGCCGGACUUUGAGAAGCUCGCUGCUGCGGCUCGCGCCGAGAGGGUCCCCAAUGAGUGGUUUGAUAUCCCGGAGCAGCAGAUUGUUGUUGGUUUGGAUGACCCCGAGGAUGGGACUGAUGCUGAUGUGACCUAUGGCUGGGACAAUGAGAAGCCUGUGAGACGCGCGAAGGUCAAUGCCAUCCAGGCGCAGGGCAGACCCAUCAGCAACGAAGAGUAUGCGCAAUACAUGUAUAACUCUCACAUUGCCAAUGUCCCGGCCUCGUGGGCGCAGGACCCCACCGCGUUGGUGGACGUGGUCGAUGGCACUGAGAAAGCAGCAAACGGCACCAAGGCCGCCGAGACUAACGGCCACACCAACGGCGCCACUAACGGCGCAGGUGGUGAUGGCGCUGUCCUCCCCGAGUCCUUCCUCAACGGCAAGUCAGUCCGCACGGUGUACGGGCUGGUGCCCCUGAAGCAGGCGCUCGACUGGCCCGUGUUUGCGUCCUACGACGAGCUGGCCGGCUGCGCCGCGUGGAUGGGCGGGCGCAUCCCCACCUUCGAGGAAGCCCGCAGCGUCUACACCUACGCCGAGGCCCUCCGUAAGAAGCAGGUCGAGAACCAGCUCAGCAAGACCGUCCCGGCUGUGAAUGGGCAUCUCUGCAACAACGGCAUCGAGAUCUCGCCCCCGGCCACCCCGCCCGGCGUCAGCAGCGCCGCCGAGGCCGAGGCCGCCGUCCAGGAACCGCCCUUUGUCGACUUGGAUGGCACCAACAUCGGCUUCCGCCACUGGCACCCCACCCCCGUCACCUCCCGCGGCAACGAGCUAGCCGGCCAGGCCGGAAUGGGCGGCGUGUGGGAGUGGACCAGCAGCGUGCUGCGGCCGUGGGACGGCUUCCAGCCCAUGCCGCUGUACCCCGGGUACACGGCCGACUUUUUCGACGAGAAGCACAAUGUCGUGCUGGGCGGGUCGUGGGCGACGCACCCGAGGGUGGCGGGAAGAAGGAGUUUCGUCAACUGGUACCAGCGCAACUACCCCUACGCUUGGAUCGGUGCCAGGCUUGUGCGGGAUGUUGAGUGA
Chaetomium fimeti is the source of this 2667-nucleotide messenger RNA. Its product is annotated as C-type lectin protein. The transcript has 13 exons. The record is from RefSeq and is a predicted model, not a curated record. Lineage: Eukaryota; Fungi; Ascomycota; Sordariomycetes; Sordariales; Chaetomiaceae. Bases 1 to 2667 code for a protein of 888 amino acids.